This is a messenger RNA of Triplophysa rosa, 11404 nucleotides long. It is a transcript of the gene dot1l, whose product is annotated as DOT1-like histone H3K79 methyltransferase. Gene Ontology annotation, cellular component: nucleus. The record is from RefSeq and is a predicted model, not a curated record. Gene Ontology annotation, molecular function: histone H3K79 methyltransferase activity. Gene Ontology annotation, biological process: DNA damage checkpoint signaling; regulation of transcription regulatory region DNA binding; DNA repair. The transcript has 28 exons. NCBI's taxonomy places the organism in Eukaryota, Metazoa, Chordata, Actinopteri, Cypriniformes, Nemacheilidae. The coding region runs from base 301 to 4899 and encodes 1532 amino acids.
GUUUCAUUUCUGUUGGUACGUCCGCAUACACACAAGCGCGCUCACGCUUUUUUUUUCAUCGCGAGCCGGUCAAGAUGGCGGCGGCACUGCCGAGACGGAGCAGCCGCUCGGCUUAAUCGAUCUUUUUCUCUAAAUCGCCGGAUAGAAAUCGACCAAAUCAUACGCCUCAACUUUUCGGUAUACCGCCCAGUCUUCGUUUAGAUAUCCUCCGUGAAAUCAUACCGCGUUAAACGGGUGUUUUAACGGAAAAUGCUCAGCCUCUAGUUUAUGUGUAUCGUCCAUUAGCUUGUAUUGGGGAGAAUGGGGGAGAAGCUGGAGUUAAAGCUGAAGUCGCCGGUCGGAGCCGAAGCUGCAGGCUACCCGUGGCCCUUACCUGUAUAUGAUAAACACCAUGAUGCUGCACAUGAAAUCAUCGAAACUAUCCGCUGGGUGUGUGAGGAGAUCCCAGAUCUUAAGCUGGCCAUGGAGAACUAUGUUCUUAUUGACUAUGACACCAAGAGCUUUGAGAGUAUGCAGAGACUGUGCGACAAAUACAACAGAGCUAUUGACAGCAUUCACCAGCUGUGGAAAGGAACCACCCAGCCCAUGAAACUCAACAAGCGGCCUUCUAACGGCCUGUUGCGUCACAUCCUGCAGCAGGUCUACAACCACUCCGUCACCGACCCGGAGAAACUCAACAACUACGAACCCUUCUCUCCCGAAGUGUACGGAGAGACCUCAUUUGACCUGGUGGCGCAGAUCAUCGACGAGAUGGAGAUGAUGGACGAAGACACCUUUGUGGAUUUGGGAAGCGGUGUUGGUCAGGUUGUUCUGCAGGUCGCUGCUGCCACUAAUUGUAAACACUACUACGGCGUGGAGAAAGCAGACAUUCCAGCAACCUAUGCAGAGUCGAUGGACGGAGAGUUCAAGCGGUGGAUGAAGUGGUAUGGCAAAAAGCACGGCGAGUACACGCUGGAAAGAGGAGAUUUUCUCUCGGAAGAGUGGAAGGAACGAAUAGCCAACACAAGUGUUAUUUUUGUGAAUAACUUUGCCUUUGGUCCUGAGGUGGACCACCAGCUGAAGGAACGUUUCGCCAACAUGAAGGAAGGUGGAAAAAUUGUUUCCUCAAAACCCUUUGCACCUCUUAACUUCAGAAUAAACAGCCGAAACUUGAGCGAUAUUGGCACAAUAAUGCGAGUUGUUGAGCUGUCGCCGUUGAGGGGGUCAGUUUCAUGGACGGGAAAGCCAGUGUCAUACUAUCUGCAUACAAUAGACCGCACCAUACUUGAAAACUACUUUUCUAGUCUCAAAAAUCCUAAACUCAGGGAAGAGCAAGAGAACGCCAGGAGGCGCCAACAGAAAGAAAACAAGAGCAACACCACCACACCCACCAAACCCAAGGAGCACAAGACACAGCAUGAAUCCAGGGUUGAAGACGAGCGCUCAAACUCGCUCUUGGCCGUGAAGCCAGUGCCCAAACCCCGCCGCGCCAGACUGCUGGCUAGAGGCCGCAAGCUAGGCAACAGGAAGCGCGGGAGACCCAAGAAAGCCGCCACUGCGACCGCAGCAGAACGCAAGAAGAGCCAGAGCGCCCUAGACCUGUUGCACGCUAAGACCCUCUCCGCCGCCCCGUCUAAGGAUGGAUACAAGUCACCUCACAGCCCGUUUUAUCCGCUACCUCCUAAAGUUCACCAUUAUACGUCAAACCAGCAUCUCCUGGGCCCGACUCCACCAGGCUUGCAGGCUCUUCUCGAUAACAUCAAAGUCCAGUAUCUGCAGUUCAUGUCCUACAUGAAGACUCCACAGUACCGCACCAGCCUGCAACAAGCGCUUGAACAGGAGAAGCUGAGACACACGGAGCUGUCAUGUCAAGCCCAGCAACUGCUCAACGCUUGUCAUUCUCAUAAAGAGAGGAUCAGAGAUCUUUUCCAGUCCAAACUAGAGGAGCUGGGCGUGAGGGCCGUGACUGUGGAGGACCUGGUGCAAGCUCAGAAGGAGAUCACAGCCCACAACAUGCAGCUGAGGGAACAAACCAAACAGCUGGAGAGAGACAUGGUCGAGCUUCGGGACCAGAGUUUGGUGCUGUUAAGGUCUCGGUGUGAGGAGCUCAAGCUGGAUUGGGGUUCUCUGUGUUUGGAGACGCUGUUGAAAGAGAAAGCAGCUCUGCGAAGGCAGAUCUCGGAGAAACAGCGCCACUGUCUGGAGCUCCAGAUCAGCAUCGUUGAACUUGAGAAGAGCCAGAGACAACAAGAACUUCUGCAGCUCAAGUCGUCCUACAGCCCAUGUGAUGUAUCCCCAUACCGAAGGUCCAUACCCGGAAUGGAUCCUCGCCCCAACCUGGAGACCGACACCCCGAAACUCACCCCUCAAGUUGGGCUCAACGGCCUCAGCCCCGAGCUAUCUAUCAACGGCACUGCCUCGCCCGGCUACGACAGAUACGGUGGCGCUGGAAUGGCCAAGAACGAGCUUCUCACCCGCUACCUGCCCAUUUCUCCCGACCACGAGAUAGUGCCGCCCACCCCAGACCCGAGAACAAGGCAGCUAGGGCAACCCCAGCCCGACUACACCCGCUAUUCUCCGGCUAAGAUCGCCCUUCGCAGACACCUCAACCAGGAUUCGGCUGCCAAUCAGUUUCGAUUGCUAGGAAACAUCCACAGGGGUGACGGUGGUGCGAUUUCAUCUCCGACUCUGGGAUUAAAACAGGCUUGCUCCUCACCAAAUUCUUCUGAUAUUCCAGUGAACACCACACCCAAGAGCACAGAUAGGGCCGAUAAGGAGAAGAGCCCUGCUGCCCCGGGUGACACCAUCACGAGUCUGCCAAUCAGCAUCCCCCUCAGCACUGUGCAUCCCAACAAACUUCCUGUCAGCAUCCCGCUGGCCAGCGUGGUGCUACCUAACCGUGCUGAAAGACUGUUGAACACUCCUAGUCCAGUGUCCAAUCGUGAAGUAACAGGACAAAGCAACGGUAAGCCACCUCUCACGCUUACCUCGGAAAAAUCCCACUUAAUUUUAAUUUUUGUGCUAACCUACUUCCUCCUCACAGGGUACUCCUCCAGCUCAGGGUUGGUGAAUGGCUCUCACUCCGCCAUGUUGACGGAGGAUCAAGACUGCGACGUCCCUUCCCCUCCCCCCCACAGCACUCCCGUCACUGGCCUCCCGCCCCGAGGCUCCGGCCUCAGUUCUCCUCUGGGCACCGGCGGGGUGCUGCAGUAUGCUGACGGCCCGCCCAGACUCCCUGCCGAGGACGGCCACGACCGCCCAGGCCCGGAAUCCGACACGGAACCUUUGGACAGUGAAGCUCGUCGUCGCAUCUUUUUCUCCUCAUCCUCUUCUUCCUCUUCGUCAUCGUCCUCCACGGGAGGUUCCCGGAUGCAUCACGGGUCGGUAAAACAGGGUCACCAUCAUCACAGUAAGCAUCAUAACCACCAUCACCACCAUCAUCAAUCGUCAGGAUCCCACGGGCAAGAGGGACGCAAACGCGGCCGGCGGAAGCGAAGCUCGUCCGGGGCCGUGCCCGCCAGCAGCUCCCCCAAGAGAAGGUCGUUGCCAGGGAUUGGCUGCUCGAGUCAUUCCUCUGGAUCUCCUCUUAAUAUUAAUUCUAUGGUAAACAACAUUAACCAGCCUUUAGAGAUCUCAGCCAUCUCCUCCCCUGAGCAGUCAGGCCGAAGCCCAUGCGGUCCAGAUCUGGAUCAGCCACCUGUGCUCAAAAGAGAGCGCCCUCUAGAGCUCAACAACACAGGACGCUAUUCAUCCGCACCCAGCUCAGAUGAAGAAGGUGCUACCUUUGCCCCAGACGGCUCCAAUUCAAACCGAAUUGAAAGAAAAAUUUCUACCAUUUCUUUAGACAGAGAUGGACAAAUCAGAGAUGCGGAAAUGGGUUCACAGGGCCGUAAAUCGGGUGCCAGCAGCGUAAGCAGCGAGGUUUCCUCUUCCUCAGGUGCCAGUAAGUGGAAAUCCACCUUCUCCCCCAUCUCUGAUCCCAAGCCCACCCCUUCAGACCUCCGCCAGGGGGACCCACCCUUCGGCGUGGGGGCCUCCCGCGGCGCCGGAGGGGGCACGGACUCUGACUCGGACCAGAAACAGAGGAGAGGUGAACGCGAGCCUUACGCAAACCCUAACCUCUUCCUCAGUCAGGAAGGCUGCGGUCGCUCGGUGGUGAACGCGUCUGAGCGGCCUCCCCAAAAACAGAAAUCGAGGGAUUGGGACCUGAAAUCUGUGAGUGGAUUGGCCAGCCAGAAUCUCUUUAUAUCUGCUGCAGCCAGUGGAGGCAUCUUAAGUGGGAAAGUGGGUGGAGCCACUACCGUUUCCUCCUCUCCCUCAGUGGGGCAGUACUUCCCCCUGGGCGGGGCUUCUGUCCUGCAGUCCUUAUUUGGAGCUCAGGUGCCUGGAUCAGCCACCAGCGGAGCCCCGCGAUUGGUCAACGGACAUACGACGCUGGGAAGUUUCUCCAGUGCCGGGCUGGCAGGGGGCGCUGCAGGAGGGAUUUUUCACCACUUGGUGCCUUCAGUCUCUUCUCAGCAGUCCGGGGCAAAUCUCGGCUCCCAGCAGAGGCAUUUGGACACUAACCCCAAGCCGGGGGCUUCGUUCUUGCCCUCCGGCUCUUCGCAGCCCAGCCGCACACAGACAGUUCUGCACGCGCCCUCCCCGCCCGCCCAUUCCCUUCCCCCGCCCCCUCUGCUCCUCAACACCACAUCUUCCUCCGCCCCUUCCCAACCCUCCUCCCCAUCGCUGACCGCUGCUUCUACCAACACCUCCGGUUCAUCUCGGCCCUUUGCUGUGCACUACUCCCCGCACCUCCUGCCUCCGCACCCCCCGAGCAGUGCAGGUUCAGGUGGGGCCGGGGCCUUGGGCUCUUGGAGGACUCUGGGUAUGCAGGCGUCCUACGCGGCCUCGCAGAACCCCGGAAGUCGGCCUAGAUAGGACUCGGCAGAGUGUGGGAGGGGGGAGGGAUUUGGGCUGAAAUGGGAAGAGACUCUUACUAGGAGGAUACAGGGAAGCUGCUGCGUUGUUAUGAGUCCAAACAAGGUAACUGACGAAAUCUACCUCAACCCAACUUAACCUAUGCAAUGGACAGACGUGGACCAAUGGGCUCAACGCUCACCGGUGCUCAAACGUUUGCUAAAGCCGCCACUGUAACACUGGUUUGGGUAUCUGAACCGAUCUAAGGUGCAGCUCCAUAGAAACACCCCCCCCCUCAUAAAUCAUAUUCAGAUUUACGUGUGUAAAUUCCUUUUUAGGGUAGCACCAUGCUGGGGUGAGCUUACAGUUAUGAAUUAUUCAUUAUUAUUUAACAAGGCCUUACAGAUGCUUGGAUUACAUUUAAGUUCAUGUUUUGGGAACUCAAUCUAAAUUUUUAGUGGUUUCACAAUGGAUCAUGUUCUCCGGGUUGGGAAGUGUUUUACAUGUUAGGAAUGCUGUUUCUAGUCACAUGGGCCGUACACACACAGAAAAAUAUUUGUGAAUCUUUAUAACCUUGCUGCUGUUAUCAAUGGAAACAAAUGUGGCUUUUAUGAGGAACUCUUUAUCGGGUGAAAUGUUUGAAGCACCGUAUCUAAAGUUUGAAACUGUUUUCUAAUCCCCAUGCAAGGAUUUCAUCCUUAUAGCUUGAGCUUGUCAGACUCCCCAUGCUUGGAACGUUUUUUUUUUGUUUCAGCAAUAAACCCGUUUUAUAGCAGCAUAUCAUCUUAAAUUUUACUGGCCAUCUAUAGGAAUAUGAAAAAGAUAUGAAGAAACCACAAGCUCUGGCUGUAUAAGGGUGAAACUCUCAUAAACAUCUUGUGAGUCAUAUUUUACUCCAAAAUCAUGUUUUGUCCAAAGUCAUGCAAAGGACCUUAAUUUAUUUGAUUAUUUAUUGCAUUUUUUACACCGCGUUUUGUGACUUUUUCAUUUGUCAUUUUUUGUUCUUGUAAUGUAGAAAAGAAUCUCAUUGCUGUAAUGCAUCUGGAUGUUUUAACAUUUACGUAAAUCAUUACAGUAAUGAGAUUUGUUCACAUUACAGUAUUGAUGGAUAUGUGCUUUAUUGAAAAAUCAAUCCAAAAUUAAUCUUUACAUUAAAAAUGUCUUCAUGCCAUUUAUUUUGAUCGGUUUUAGGGUAAAAUAUGACCUGUACAUGUUCUUGACAAACGUAAAAAGAUACACCUGUAAUUAAUUCAUGUUUUAAUUUUUACACUGGAUAUCUUUACCUGUGGAGCAGUUUUUUGCAAUCAUAACGGCAUGCAUCAUUUUAAUACUUGCGUGCUUUUAUUUGUCAUAGGGAUAGACUAUUAAUGUUUUACACAGCGUGAAUAUUCAAUCGAAUUUUCAUUGUAUAUACAACCUACACAACUGCACCUUCCCGGAAAGACACAAAUAUUCAAGCAAUCUGCAGGGAAUGAGCCACAGAAUGAGCAGAUGCCUGUAAGAAGUUGUUUUGAAACCAAGUUAGCUAACCAAUCACUACGUUCACUGCAGCUUUUGGUGAUCAGUCGAGUUUGUUUUAAUACUCAAGCUUCCAUACUCUCAACGGUUUCCGGUGAACCUUACAAUACAAUGCACGUUUUGUUAAAUCUGGGUGCAGUGUCUUACACGGUACAGGCUUAUUCAGGUGAAUCUGGUGCUGAACCAUUUCCUCGCAGAUCUUACAAAGAAACAAGUGUUUUCCUUCGGAUGUCAUGGUGCUUUCUGCUACCUGGAAAACCAGCACAGAGCACACACUCGUACAUGAACCUAAACGUACACACUGGGGAAAUGCAAAAUGAUUACAAAACAAGUAAAAGAAACUACUGGGCAACUUCAACUCAUCCUUGCAUUUCCUUUGUGUAUUUUAUUCUGCGUUUUUUUUGUACUGUGAAUGAUGAUGUCUCUCAGACUAUAAUUGUAUAUAAUUUGGGGUUAUUUAUCAUUUGAAUCAUUUUGUUGUUGAUUUUGUUUGCGAUUGCUCUUUGUUUUGUGUCGGAGCACAAGUGUUUGUACUUGACUCGCGGUCUGAAAAACUAUGGUGCUACUGUCUGUACAACUUUAGACUGUGCUUAUUUAUAUUCAGAACAUCAACGGAAAAAGAAACGAAUAAAGAUUCUUGGUGCUUCUUUUAAACAGGGAUGUUUUCAAGCCUUGCGGCAUUUAUUUCUUUGAUAUUUAUGAUGUAAUGGUGUUACGUGACGCCUUGCAUGAAGCAGACCCUGCUUGUAUGGACAGUGCCGGUUUUAUACAGAAGAAACACCUUUUGGUCUUAAGAGCCGAAUACUUACACGUGGAAGAUCACACGUCGCAGAACUUUAUUUUGAAGAUUUUUUUAUUGACUUAAAUGGUGCUCGUGUCUGAAUUCCGAACCUGCCGAUGCUUAAAGCGUGACUUGACUGUUCAUGGCUUGUAUAAAAAAACUAAACUGGUGCCAUAUGGCAUUUAGUUGCUUUUAUUUCUUGACUUUUGGCGUUCGCAUAAAUGAGUGCGUGUUAAAUUUAUUUUACUACUUUAUUAGGCCCAGGCGGCUUGGUGCUGACAGUUCGCCCAAAUAUGAAAAUGAGUCGUUUACUCACCCUCAUGUUUUCCCAAACCAAAGUCUCACACAACUUGGAAUUAGGUGCAUGAGCACGUUUUGAAGCUUGAAAGCUCUAGUCCCCAUUCACUGUAAUUGCAAGAAAAUGUCAGUUCUUCAAAUCAUCUUUUGCACUAAACCAAACGCGUAUGGUUCUUGGGUGUCAUGAUGAUGAGCAAACAAUGGCUUUUUAUUUUGGGAUGAAAUAUUCAUUGUAUUGUUUUCCACAAUGUAACACAAACAGCUUCAUCUUAUUAAAACUCAUGCUGCUGUUUGCACGGAUGUCAGAUGUGCCCAUACCAAAAGCUACAAUCCACUAUCAAAGCAUGUCCUAGACCUAGAGUGUGUUGCGUGUAUAUUAGAGUUUAAACUUUCUUGCGUAUCGUAGUGACGUGUGGUUAUUUUGAUGUGACCAUAGAGGUGGUUAGUGCGCUUGUACUAGUGAUAAACCGAUGUCUGUUUUUAAUGACCGAUAUAAUAUUAACUAAAUAAUAUUUUUAAGCCGAUUCCUUUAUACCUUCUCAUAACUUUAUUCAAUUCUCAUAAUCGCAAAAUACCGACCUGCCCGAUAUAUCGGUCUGUCACUAGCUACUGCAGUGUUGCAAAUGGAGACAAAGCAGGAUUAAACCUACUUAUAGUUUGCGUCCUUUUUUUCUUUAUCAUGUAUUUUUGUGUUUUGCUUUUGAGUAUGUGCUCAAGGAAAAAAUCAACCUCACCCAAGCUUUGUAGUCAAAAUGCUGUUUAAUAGAUGAUGGUGUAAAAAAUAAGAAUAUUGUGUAAUGGUCUUUCUGUAAACUAAGGACUUUUGAUGAAAUAGGAUUUUGACCAGUAAACAAGUCCAUUGUUACCAGCACUGAGGUUUUAUUUGUAGUGAUUAAUAAUCAUUGUUAAUGUUACCUGUUUCAAUGGCCAAUUUGUGUUUUGAUAUAUUUGCGACUGUUUUUCAAUGUUGGUUUUGUUAUGGUUUCAUAAUCCUGAGUACAACAGUAAAGGUGCUCUCCUACACUUUAAACAAGGAAAUGCAGCUAUGAAAUCCAUACGCCUCUUACGUUGUGCUAAAGAGGCGGAAACAUUUAAAAAACGUCAAUGCAAGCUUGGCUUGUUUACUUAUUCUGAUGUCUCAUUUGAACUCUUUAGUUCUGAAAAUUGAUGUUUCGUUAUUUAAAAUUGAAAACAGUUCAUCAUUCUCGCAGAUGUUGCAUUUUCUCAGGUACGUGUACAAGGUCGUAUAUUGCAUAUGGCAACUUGAGUCCUUUGACAUGUUGUCAGAUUUGAAAUAUGUAAACUCGUAGAUUGUUUCUAGUGUCUCAGGAAAACCAGUUUAAAACAUUAGCUGUCUUCAUACCAGACAAAUAUUAAUGAAUAUUGACAGGGAGGGAAGGGGUUAACCUUUUUUGAGUUUGCUUUACUGCACAUUAUUUUCCUGUGAUUGCGAUUUCAAUUAAUAAUACAUAUGCGCUCAAAGUUUAUAUGAGCUUUAAUUGAAAUAUUUGCCUUAAAUAAAAAAAAUAUAAUACCUAUUCCUAUUUUCACAGAGUCACUCUUUGGUAGAAAGUAAAUAAUUGUGCAUUAACAGCAAACUCUUAGUUGUCACAUUCGUCUCAAUAUGUUUGGUGCUUUCAUCAUAAUGCCUGAUUCUAUUCAUAUUUUAAAUUGCAGCUUUUGUUUAGUGAUAUUAAUAAAGUGUUUAUAAAAAAAAUCUAAAUUUGAUCUGUUUCUUUGCAUUUUUUGGUGAAUAAACUAGACGGAAGUAAUUCAUAUUCUCUUACACCCAUAAUUGUCAUCGCAAUUUUUACAAGAUUUGCAAACUGUGCUUUAGAUUGUACUGUAAGAUUGCCAUACCAAAUUUGCAUACCAUAAUUUACCAGACUUCCUAAAACUGCUUGAUAAAAUAACAUAAUACCCCGACUUACUCCUACCAACCUACGUCUUAAAAAAUAUAAUCGUUGUUGGAAUUUUGAGCAGAGGUGAUGUAGAACAUAAUUUGCAAGAAAUGUAAUAUCAGUACAUAUCCAAUCAUACACAAAUGUUAGUUAUAGAACAGAUUGAACUGUUUGCGUUCUUAUUUGACCUGAAGUAGACCUUUGUGUUUUGAGAAGUACCUCUCACCACUGUUAAUGUUUACCAGUUGGCAUUGCCCCGAUUGUUUGUAUUUGGCAAAACCAAAUGAUGUCCAUCUACUAUAGUGAACUGCAACUAUAUAAUAGCAGUAAAGUUAUAAUAACAUGGUUAUGAUAACCCAUUAAUAUGUCUUUUCUAGAAUGAGGGCGUAUACAAAAUACUCAUUAUGUUCUGUUAAAGAUGCUGGAUAUUAAAUGCUUUUUUCUCAUUUCGAAUUCCAGUUAUGGUAAACUAUCUAGCAUUGUGUCCCGUGUUAUUCAUGCCAGUUCUCAGCCAUUCCUUUGGGCCAUAGAUCCUAGCCUUAUCUCUUAGGUCUGAUGAAACACCUAGUGCUCGAGGGACCUUGAAAGUCUUAAAAACAGCAGCUGUGUGUCUUCUCAAAAGAGGAAUUUCACCAAUGGGUAGCUCGACAGUGGUGUACACAUGCAAGAAAACAGGAUCUCAUUUUGUAAAUGGUGUGUAAUGUACAGGGCUUAAUGUAUUAGGCCACCUGUCAUAAUUAAGCGAAUGUAUUUUGGGAAUCUGUCAAAAGCAGAAACAACUAAAUAGUUUUAAUUCACACAACCAAAAGACGUAAUAUUUGUAUGGCCUCCUUUGGCCUUCAUAACGGCUUUCAAUCUUGCUGGCUUUGUUUUUAUGUACUUUUCUACAGUCUUUUUUAUUAUUGAUUGGGAUCGGGCAUCUGAAUAAAAAUGAUAAAACUUUUUAUGCAAAUUUUAGCAUUUGAAAUGCUACUGUUACUAAAACGCUUACACAUACUGGUUGAUAAACCAUACUAUACCGUAGUAGAGCAAUUCAUCCAAAGAACUUUGAGAUAACCAAAGGGAUAGUUCACUCAAAAAUGAAAAUGCUUUCUUCAUUUGCUCACCCUCAUGUCAUUCCAAAUUGAUAUGAGUUUCUUUCCUCUGCAAAACACAAAAGAAGAUAUUUUCAAGAAUGUUGGUAACCAAACAACAUUGACCCCCAUUGACUUUCAUCCCAUGGGAACAAAACAAAGCGGGAGAUGAUCUAAAAAAAAAAAAAACUUUGUUGCAAUUUACCAACAAGGAGUCUCAGAACCGUUAUCAUACACACACCGCAGCUGUGUGUCCGGGAUUCUACACAGUAUUCUGUUAUCUGUGUGAGCUCCCCCUCAUCUUAUCAAACCUCAUAGGCAUGCAAUAUCCAUUCACUGUCCAUCUACAUUCACACGUCCACCCGCAUGCCUCGAAUACCCACUGUUACUCCAAGGACAAGCUUUCGUGGAAGCUUGGGUUCUGUCGGGACACUGGGAGGUGUAUAUAAAUCACAUCGCCUUAGCUGACCCACCCCAAAACAAGUGCUGGACAGCGAUGGAAUCAGAGAAGAUGCUCGUGCAGGCAAGAAUUUGCCUGAUGCUUUUACUGGGUUUGACUGGGUCCUAUAGUACCACGGUGGGACAUGCGGAGCAGUCAGGUCAGUGACCUCCAAUGGUUUUAAAUCUGCGUCCCAAUUCUUUUUAAGAUUUCAAGUUUAAUUCCAAGUCAUUUUGACAUGUGAUAGUAAAAUAGUCAAAAUUCUUUGUUUAUUAAUGUUGUUUCUGGAAUUUAAAGAAAUUUAAAAUUUUGUUAUUUUUUCAUUGGCUGCUAUGCAGGCAGCGCUCUAGAGAACUCCUAAAAUGGGAUGUUUUGGUCCGUUCACACACCCUAAAAUGUUUAUAUAACUGACUUAACAGGACACAAUGGUGAGGAGGGUGAUGUCAGAUGUGCUGCACAUUUGCCCGAAAUUGUCGCUGAACACCCGAUUGACCCACCUGCCCAUUCAACUCAUGCC